Messenger RNA from Camponotus floridanus (Florida carpenter ant), 843 nucleotides. RefSeq names its product dynein heavy chain 12, axonemal-like. Lineage: Eukaryota; Metazoa; Arthropoda; Insecta; Hymenoptera; Formicidae. The record is from RefSeq and is a predicted model, not a curated record. Gene Ontology annotation, cellular component: dynein complex. The transcript has 3 exons. Gene Ontology annotation, biological process: microtubule-based movement. Bases 1 to 843 code for a protein of 280 amino acids. Gene Ontology annotation, molecular function: ATP binding; dynein light intermediate chain binding; minus-end-directed microtubule motor activity.
AUGGAAAUUGAUACUAAUUCAAAUUGUUGUCGAAUGUGGAUUAAAAGAUGCUAUCGCACAUUGAUCGGUGCAUAUUCUUUGCAUCUGAGUGGUUCACCUGAGGGUCCGGCAGGAACCGGCAAAACUGAAACAACUAAAGACUUGAGUCGAGUUAUCGCCGUGCAAUGUAUAGUAUUCAAUUGUUCAGAAGGUCUUGAUUACAAGAAUAUGGGUAAAUUCUUCAAGGGUUUGGUGAGCUGUGGCGCAUGGUCUUGUUUUGAUGAGUUUAAUCGUAUUGAAUUGGAAGUGCUGUCAGUUGUGGCUCAACAAAUGUUAUGCAUAAUGCAGGCUGUACGUGCUGGUUUGGAAAUGUUUGUCUUUGAAGAUACCAAACUUAAAUUGAACCCAGCUGUUUUCGUGUGCAUCACAAUGAAUCCUGGUUAUGCCGGUCGCACGGAGCUGCCAGAUAAUUUAAAAGUCUUGUUUCGCACAGUUGCUAUGAUGGUACCAGAUUACGCCAUGAUUGCUGAAAUCUUUUUAUAUUCGUCGGGUUUUAGUUUCGCCCGCGAACUUUCUACAAAAAUCGUUACUACAUAUAAGCUCUGUUCUGAGCAAUUAUCUACACAGUCACACUAUGACUAUGGUAUGCGCGCCGUCAAAACUGUCCUUUCUGCAGCGCAGAAUCUAAAGUUGAAGCAUCCCAAUGAAAAUGAAGCUAUUCUUCUUCUACGCUCGUUAAUUGAUGUGAACUUACCUAAGUUUCUAACACGAGACGUGCCACUCUUUCAGUCAUAUGCGACUCCAGAACGAUGUUGGGAUCUCAUUCAAUGGAUGCCAAUUGUACCAAUUGUCAAGGACACUUAA